UGCAAAGGAAACGCGUGAACGGAGAAGUGUUGACGAAAGUUUCAAGAUGUUAGACUUUUUCACGAUUUUCAGCAAGGGUGGGAUUGUUUUGUGGUGUUUCCAGGGGACGUCUCAGUUUUUUACACCAUCCGUCAACGCCUUGAUAAAAAGUGUGAUUUUACAGCAACGAAGUGGAAGCAAUCAAUUCAACCAUGAUCAACUGACUCUGAAGUAUAAACUGGACAAUGAGUUUGAACUGGUGUUUGUGGUGGCGUACCAGAAGAUCCUGCAGCUUUCCUACAUUGACAAGUUCCUGGAUGACAUUCAGUUGGAGUUCCGCAACAAGUACAAGGACGAACUGCUGCAGGGCAACGUGUCCCACAGCUACAACUUCUCCGACGAGUUUAACCUCAUCCUCAGACACAAGGAGCAGGAGAGCAAGGCGAAAGCUCUCAAACCACGGGAAAUGAGGACCUUUGAAAAGUCUGACAAAUCUAAGAAGACUGUGGCAUCAAUGAUUGAGAACAAGAAGGAUGAGAAGAAGCCUGCCAAGGGGAAGGAGAACAAGCCAGUCAAAGUCAAGGCUAAGGCUCAGCCCGCCCCAGAGCCUGUUGUGGAGGUAGCACCGCCCGAGGCUCAGAAACUCACCAAUGGAGAAGUUGAUGAGGAAACUUUGAGGAGGAACAGGGAGAAACUCUUCAACCGAGGCAAGAAGAAGACGAUUGUUGAGAGCGCCAGCAAGAGUCCCGAAUCGCAGAAGAAGAAGGGCAAGGCUAAGCGUGUGUGGGAUAACGCCGGGACGUCCCGCGACAUCGACUCCCUCAACUUCAGCACUGCAGGAGGCAAGGAGGAGGAGAUGAAUGGGGAGACUUACACUACAGAGGCAGAGAGAAGCCAAGUGGGUCAGCUGGCUGGACAGUUGAGGGAUAUCGAGCCGGAGAGUAGCGAGGAAGAGGAGGAAGAAGACGAUGAUGAUGAAGAGGAGGAGGAGGAGGAGGAAGUAACUCAGACUGCAUCCAAGAGUCAGACCAAGUCAAGCGGCUACAGCAUGUUUGGCAUGUUCAAGAACCUUGUGGGUUCCAAAACACUGACAAAAGAAGAUGCCAAGUCUGCCCUGGAGAAGAUGAAGGAUCAUUUGAUAGGGAAGAAUGUAGCCGCAGAUAUUGCUGUCAAGCUGUGUGAGGAUGUGGCGGCCAAACUGGAGGGGAAAGUGCUGGGAACUUUCGAAGGUGUGAACUCCACUGUGAAGAAUGCCCUCCAGGAAUCGUGUGUGCAGAUCCUGUCACCACGGCGACGAGUAGACAUGCUCCGUGAUGCCAUGGAGUGCAAACAGAAGAAGCGGCCUUACUGCAUCACCUUCUGUGGUGUGAAUGGAGUCGGCAAGUCCACUAAUCUGGCCAAGGUGUGUUUCUGGCUGGUAGAGAAUGGAUUCCGAGUGUUGAUUGCCGCCUGUGACACGUUCCGAGCCGGAGCCGUGGAGCAACUCCGCACUCACACACGGAAACUGAACGCUCUCCAUCCCGCGGAGAGGCACAGCGGCCAGCAGAUGGUGCAGCUGUACGAAAAGGGAUACGGCAAAGACGCGGCUGGUAUUGCGAUGGAGGCCAUCAACCACGCGCGUGACAGCCGCAUCGAUGUGGUGCUGGUGGACACUGCAGGCAGAAUGCAGGACAAUGAGCCUCUCAUGAGGGCUCUAGCAAAGCUAAUCAAAGUGAACCAGCCGGACCUGGUUCUGUUCGUUGGCGAGGCCCUGGUUGGGAACGAGGCUGUAGAUCAGCUGACUAAGUUCAACCAGGCUCUGGCCGAUCACUCUAACAUGACCAACCCAAGGCUCAUCGAUGGUAUCAUCCUCACUAAGUUUGAUACCAUUGAUGAUAAGGUUGGUGCUGCAAUAUCCAUGACCUAUACGACUGGUCAGCCUAUUGUAUUCGUGGGCACGGGUCAAACUUACACUGACCUUCGCAACCUCAACGCCAAGGCCGUAGUUCACGCUCUCCUCAAGUAACAACGUCAUGCUGCACAGUCUUACUCUAAUGUUAAAGGUUUUCAUUUUUGUUGCUUCUGAAGCAGGCUACAUUGUAAGUUGCAUGUGUAUUGAUUGUUUUAUGUUCUUGUUGAAGCAUAAACACGUUAGAUGAUAGUGGAUGCAGGUUUAUCAUGUGAGAACACUGAGUACAAUGGAGGCAGGUGUUCGUACUUUUAUAAUUGGUGUAAAGAUAGACAAGAUGAGAUUUGU
This is a messenger RNA of Haliotis rufescens (red abalone), 2215 nucleotides long. Its product is annotated as signal recognition particle receptor subunit alpha-like. Gene Ontology annotation, molecular function: ATP hydrolysis activity; GTPase activity; signal recognition particle binding. Gene Ontology annotation, biological process: SRP-dependent cotranslational protein targeting to membrane. The coding region runs from base 47 to 1984 and encodes 645 amino acids. The record is from RefSeq and is a predicted model, not a curated record. Gene Ontology annotation, cellular component: endoplasmic reticulum membrane; signal recognition particle receptor complex. Lineage: Eukaryota; Metazoa; Mollusca; Gastropoda; Lepetellida; Haliotidae. The transcript has 14 exons.